AUGAGCUUCCUCGAUCUGCCCAACGAGGUAAUUUUACUCGUGAUCUCCUACCUUGAAUACGGGAGUGAUAUUAAUGCCCUAUGCUGUACCACCCGGUGGCUGCAUGGACUACUGAACCCCAUUCUGUACAAACAUAGCGUCACCCGGCUAAACGGGGGAUACACGCUCGAAUGGGCCGCCAUUAACGGGUCAGCUUCAACCACCCGACUCAUACUGGAAGCAGGUGCCCCGCCAGACGCCUGCGAGUUCGAGCACUGGCGGCCCUUUGCCUUGGCCGCCCUUCACGGGCACAUUGAGAUAAUAGAAUUGCUAUAUGAAAAGGGCAUCAAUCCAUUAGCUACCGUUGACGACUGGAGAAACCCUCUUGGUUAUCAAAUAGACCCCGAAGACAGGCCAGAGGGACACCCGCUCUCUAUGGCGGCAUCGUACGGCCAUAUAUCCGUCGUCAAUCUACUACUUGAAUACGGCGUACGUCCUGAUCUCCACACAGACAACUACGAGAAGCGUACCGCUCUCCAUUUCGCAGCCGAGCACGGCCAUCUAGAUAUUGUCCGCGUAUUAGCUGACGUGGGGAGUCCGAUCGAUCCGCAAGACCAGAACGGCGAAACCCCUCUUGCGUUUGCGGCGCAAGCAGACCACCUUGAUGUCGUGGAGUUCCUGCUCUCCCGUGGAGCAGACCCUAACAUUACCACUAGAUACUCUGGAACCUCGCUCUGCAGGGCAUCCUUUUCCGGUAACAUCAAUAUUGUGCGAUGUCUACUCGAGCACGGGGCAACCCCUAACCCAUCCUAUCCAGACGGCCAAAAGCCCCUCCUUCAACUAUCUCGUGCAGCACUGGGAGGAUACGACGACAUCCUGGACCUCCUACUGGAUCGAUUUGACUACGUCAAGUCUUCCACAGAGCCCUACCAACAGGCCGUUCUCCUCUGCGUCGCUGCAAUAACCGGCCGCACCACCCUCCUCACCGACCUUUUAACAAAACACAACUACGACCCCGACCUCCGCGUCACCGACGACCGUAUCUUCUACCCCUACACAGCCUAUUUAACCCCUCCGACAACGGCCCUCACCUGGGCCGCAGAGUUCAACCAACCCGCCGUAAUCGACAUACUCCUCUCUCGGGGCGCAAGCAUCACACUACCAACUGACAGACCUCCAGCUCUCAUCCGCGCACUCCAAAGAGGCCACAAAGAAGCCACUGAAACCCUGCUCGCCCACGGCGCCAACCCAAACGAACUCCCGGGGAAAGGCCUCUCCAUCGUUGUCAACGACCCACCCCUAUUCUCCCUUCUCCUCUCCCACAAUACCGACCCAACCAAGCGCCCCUUCUACAACUCAAGGCUCAUUACCGACAUCCUUUGGUCGGGCAAUGCCGAGACGCUCCGCAUCCUCCUCGACCAUGCCGAGGGUCUAGAGCUAGUCGUCGACCCGCUACCGACAGGAAACGAAGUUGCACCAGCCUGGAUAUCGCUAUUCCAUGUCGCACUCUUGGGUGGCCAGGAGGUCUUCCGCCUCCUCCUUGAUCGGGGCUUACUGACACCACCGACCGAACCCGACGAUCGCACCGCGACGCGAUACCUCGAUUUCGCGAUCUGUAGAGGCGGGAGUUCGUUUACGAGUCUGCUUCUGGAUAUGGGAUUCGAUCUCCACGCAGGUGAUAAUGCGGGGUGCCUAAUUAAUCGGGCCGCGAGAGCCGAGAAAGAUCCUGAGGGAGUGCUUGAUUUCCUCUUGCAGAAUGGGUGUAGUAUCGAUGAUACUAAUUGGGAGGGUCGCACUGCUUUGUUCCUGGCUGCGUAUGGAAAGGAUGAGAACGUUAUGCGACGGCUCUUGGACAGAGGGGCGGAUCCGCUGUUUGACUUUUUGGGCGUGAAUGUGCUGUCGGUUGCGGUUAAAGAGAAUGAUGCGGGUGCUGUUAAGGUGCUUCUGGAGGUAUUUGAUGAGAGGGGCUUGGAUUUGGGUGAAAUAGAGGUAGCAUUGAAACUGGCAGAGCAGAACGUGGAGCAUCAUCGGGAUAUUGUUAAUCUCUUGCAUCGGUUUUAUUGGCGCAGGCGCUAUCCGGUGAGUACUUCUGAUGAUUCCUCCUUUGUCUCCUAA
Penicillium robsamsonii is the source of this 2094-nucleotide messenger RNA. Its product is annotated as ankyrin repeat domain-containing protein. Gene Ontology annotation, molecular function: protein binding. NCBI's taxonomy places the organism in Eukaryota, Fungi, Ascomycota, Eurotiomycetes, Eurotiales, Aspergillaceae. The record is from RefSeq and is a predicted model, not a curated record. The transcript has a single exon. Bases 1 to 2094 code for a protein of 697 amino acids.